This is a messenger RNA of Carassius auratus (goldfish), 798 nucleotides long. Its product is annotated as tyrosine-protein kinase JAK2-like. The coding region runs from base 127 to 783 and encodes 218 amino acids. The transcript is spliced from 4 exons. Gene Ontology annotation, cellular component: cytosol. Lineage: Eukaryota; Metazoa; Chordata; Actinopteri; Cypriniformes; Cyprinidae. Gene Ontology annotation, biological process: protein phosphorylation; cell surface receptor signaling pathway via JAK-STAT; cytokine-mediated signaling pathway. Gene Ontology annotation, molecular function: growth hormone receptor binding; ATP binding; non-membrane spanning protein tyrosine kinase activity. The record is from RefSeq and is a predicted model, not a curated record.
UUUCUGGAGUUAGGCUUGUUCUUCAUGAGCGCUGUGUGAUAAGUGUUCUUCUGCAGAUAACACUGCUGCGGUGUUCUUCCGUCCGUGUGCCUUCUGGAGACGUUUGUCAUCUUCUGUCAUCUUGUCAUGAGCAGAACCGCAAGCGAACAGAAACAUCAGAGUGAGACGCCAGAGAUCCGGCUCCGCUGGGAAACACAGGAUUUACUCUUUCAUUCAUCACAGAAGCUGCUGUUCUACGAAGACAAGCACCAGCUCCCAGCUCCGAAGUGGACAGAGCUGGCCAGCGUGAUCAACAGCUGCAUGGAGUACGAGCCGCUGCUGAGACCCUCGUUCAGAGCCAUCAUCCGAGACCUCAACAGCUUCUUCACACCAGACUACGAGCUGCUGGUGGAGAGUGACACGGUUCCCAGCAGGCAUCGGGCUCUGGGUCUCGUCGGAGCGUUCGAGAGUCAGGAACCCACUCAGUUUGAGGCCAGACACCUGAUCUGCCUGCAGCUGCUGGGGAAGGGGAACUUCGGCAGCGUGGAGAAGUGCCGCUACGACCCGCUGCAGGACAACACGGGUGAAGUGGUGGCGGUGAAGAAGCUGCAGCACAGCACGGCCGAACACCUGCGAGACUUCGAGCGUGAGAUCGAGAUCCUGCGCUCGCUGCAGCACGAGAACAUCGUCAGAUACAAGGGAGUGUGUCUGCCCCAGAGCAUGCUGGUCCUGAGACACCAUUCACACAGUCUCUCUCUCUCUCUCUCUCUCUCGCUUUGCCUGUCGGGAAUGAGGGGUGCGUGAGGUUUUCACGGGUGA